GGGGCGUUCGCAUGUGAGCAGAAGUUCGAGGGGCAGACCUCGAGCAUGAAAGUCUUCGAAGAUGUGGGUCGCAAGGUCUGGGGCGAGCGGCGCCGGGCGGUGGCGCGGGAAACCCGGCGCAGGCCAGCCUUGCAGAAGGAUUCCCAGAAGCAGGUCGAGGAGGCGCAGGCGAGCUCCAAGCGCUACGACCAGGGCUCGGUCAAGGAGCGGCGGCAGAAGUGGUCGGACAAGCAGGAGGCAGCGGCUUCAGGUGCAGCUGGAGGGCUCCACGGGCUGAGUAAGACCGUGGAGAUAUGGCGUCCGCGGCGAGCUGCCACAGCGCAGGCGUCGGCAGAUCCAUUUCAGGCAGCUGAGGCAGCGCCUGGUGAAUGGAAGCACGCGUGGCGCGUGGGCGACCCGCUGCCGCAAGCUCGUAGGCCGCGGGGGUGCGAGGCCUGCAUGGAGUUGGGCGGCUUCCAGAUGGCGGACCUCGACUGGUUGAAGAGGCUGCUGGAUAUCCGGAGGGAGAUGGAGCGCGCGCUUGCGUGGCCGAAGAACGCGGCCACGGUCGUCCUCUUCUUGAUCCCGAAGAGCGCGAACGCCGAUCGCGUUACUGGCUUGCUGCCCACUUUGGUCCGCGUGUGGGAGAUCAUGCGGGUGGACCCCGCGGUCAUGGCCACGAUGCCGGCCAUCUUGGAUUUGGUCAAGGCUCUCGAACGCGUUAGUUUGCAUGGCCUGUGGGAGCGGGGCAAGCAUAUGAAGUUCCACACGGGGGUCUUGGCGGUGGUGUGCUCCUACUUCGCGAUGGCCAGGCGCGUCGUGGCUGGGGGGUCGGCGUCUACGGAGACGUGCACGGUGGCUACCACCUUCGCGGGCAGUAAAUUCUCUGUCGGCUUCCUGAGGAAGGUCAUCCAGCGGGGUGCGCAGCAGUGGGUGGCGGAUGUCUUCCCCGACAUCGUCGACGAGAGCAUGGUCGGCUUCGCGGGCUUGGGCCUGGAGUUCUCGGCGGGCGAGCAGGACAGCGACGCGGUCGUGGCCGGCGCCAAGUGGCUCCGUGAGGCCGCGAUCGCGGUCAUGGGCGAGCGUGGUUUGCUUGUGGAGCGUGCGCGUCCGCACCCGGGCGUGGGCAUGGUCGCGGCGGGCGCGGUGGCCGCGGCCAAGAGUGGCAAGUUGUUCAGCAAGAUGAGGAAGUGCACCGCCAGCCUCCUCCACCUGCGCCGAGGUGGACGGGCCAUGUCGGGAGGCCCGGGGCUGGGCGGCAAGUGCGCGCCCAAGCGUUCGGUGCUGCAUGGGUGCAAGUGCCUGGGCACGCCUGAUCAUCAACUCCAGCUGCUAAGGCGCGCUGCGGGGGAGAUCUUGCCGGGGUCGCGAGGAGCAAAGGGCUUGACCGUGCAGCUUGCCCUGGCGAAGGAGGAGCCCACUUUCGAGGCCGCUGAG
This is a messenger RNA of Prorocentrum cordatum, 1416 nucleotides long. The record is from the annotation of a GenBank genome assembly. Lineage: Eukaryota; Dinophyceae; Prorocentrales; Prorocentraceae.